GCCCGGGGCCAAGCCGACCGCCAGCACCAGGGGACCGGGACCCGCCGGGGCGACGGCUCGGACGCCGGGGAGCGGGGGCAGCGGCCCGAGCCCUGGCCCGAGAGGCCGCCGAGAGAAAGAGAUGCGGGGCGCGCGGGCGGCGCUGCAGCUGCUGCUGCUGGGGCUGGGGCUACUGGUGGCUCCGGCCGCCCGAGCCGAGGAGUACGACUACUACGGCUGGCAGGCGGAGCCCCUGCCCGGCGGGGGCGCCGGCGGGGGCCGCUUCUACUCCAAGCCCCCGCAGUGCCUGGACAUCCCAGCCGACCUGGCGCUGUGCCACACGGUGGGCUACAAACGCAUGAGGCUGCCCAACCUGCUGGAGCACGAGAGCCUGGCCGAGGUGAAGCAGCAGGCGAGCAGCUGGGUGCCGCUGCUGGCCAAGCGCUGCCACUCGGACACGCAGGUCUUCCUGUGCUCGCUCUUCGCCCCCGUCUGCCUGGACCGGCCCAUCUACCCGUGCCGCUCGCUCUGCGAGGCGGUGCGCGACGGCUGCUCGCCGCUCAUGGGCUCCUACGGCUUCCCCUGGCCCGAGAUGCUGCACUGCCACAAGUUCCCGCUGGACAACGACCUGUGCAUCACCGUGCAGUUCGGCCACGUGCAGGCCACCGCGCCGCCAGUGUCCAAGAUCUGUGCCCAGUGCGAAAUGGAGCACAGUGCAGAUGGUCUCAUGGAACAGAUGUGCUCCAGUGACUUUGUGGUCAAAAUGCGGAUCAAGGAAAUCAAAAGUGAAAAUGGCGACCGGAAGCUCAUUGGGGCCCAAAAGAAGAAGAAGAUACUCAAGACCGGACCCUUAAAACGCAAAGACACCAAGAAGUUGGUGCUCUACAUGAAGAAUGGGGCCAACUGUCCCUGCCCCCAGCUGGACAGCCUGACUGGGAACUUCCUUAUCAUGGGGCGAAAGGUGGAAGGGCAACUUCUGCUCACAGCUGUCUACCGCUGGGAGAAAAAGAACAAGGAAAUGAAGUUUGCGGUCAAGUUCAUGUUCUCCUACCCUUGCUCCCUCUACUACCCCAUCUUCUAUGGGGCCGCAGAGCAACACUGAGGGGUGGUCCCUUCCUUCUCCCCCACUCAACCCUCCCUGGUCUCAACUGGUGCCUUCUUCUCCCAGCCUUGUGGACUAGCUGCCUCUACCACCACCCCCCACCCUGGUCUUCCCACCUGCUCUGAGUCUCCAUGCCUGAUGGAGCCAUUGAGUGGGAAGGAGAGUUUCCCACAUGGGAGGAAAUGACAAGCAAAUUGAAACCCAACUGGGCAAGAUAUUGUUGCCACAGGCCAGUAGGUGAUGUCCUGGCAUUAAAGGGAAGGUGUGGAGUCACAGGGUCACCCUCAUUGGCCGAGACAUACCAUAGCGCCCAUGAUUGGUACCAAAGGAGUCAGUGUCUAGCCUGCUAACACUGUCUUCUCAUUUUGAGAGAGACCUCUGGGUCUCAGCAAGCGGGUGAUGGGAGGGAAUGAGGAGGAGGCAGGUCUGUGAGAAAACCGAGGAGGUCACUUCCUCUCGGUGGGGUAGGGUAGCCUCUCUCACCCUCAGUGAUGGAAGCAAGGACUGGGAGGUCUCAUUCUGAAACAGGAUGAGCCGAUCAGAUUUCUCUCUGUUUCUCUCCUCACUUCAUUCCUCCAGGAAGGGAAAGAAGUUAGAAAUACCAAGUAAAUGCAUUGUGGAGUUAUCAUCCAAUCCCCAAGCUGCCCGACUUCCCCUUCUAUCAUUGCAGUCUUCCUCCAUUUCCCCACCCUUCCACAUAGGCCUUCCUACCACUGGAAGACCAGUCCCCAUCUCUAUGCAAUUACUGCCCCCUACAGAAUCUCUCCGGGGGAUGCAUUCACCACCCUUAACAUUUCCUUCCCACCACCACCACCCCUAAUCAUGUUUAAGUAAAUUAUUGCUGGUGCUGAGGUCAUAAGGGCUAGAGAAUUUGUCAUUUUUUUUGUAAGUUUCUAAUUAAACCAGAGAAACCAACCAAUGGAAUUGGACCAAAGAGUUACUUUACUUGACAUUCUUAGAGAGACCAGGGUGGGAGGGACAGUUAGAAGGAAAGAAGCCUUACUUCAGGUCCAACGAGGAAUUGAGAAAUAUAUAUGCUUUACCCUUAACUGUCUAAGAACAAUAAUCUAAUUGGCAUUUCCAUGAGCCUUUAAGGUUGACUAAAUGCCUUCCUCACAAAAGCCCUCUGAGGUAGGCGCUGAAAAUCAUGUGAUCCCCACAUGAUAGAUGAGAAAACAAGCUCAGUGGUACUAGGUGGAGUUGGGAUGGUCUGAGUUCAAAUCCAGCCUCUAGCUGUGUGGACCUGGGCAAGCCACUUCACCCCUGCCUCAGUUUCCACAUCUGUAAAAUGGGGGAAAUAAUAAUUAAUAAUGAUAGCACCCAACUCCAAGGAUUGUCAUGAGGGUAAAACAAGUAAACUCAUGCAAAGUGCAAACCUUAAAGCGCUGUAUAAACACUAGCAAUCAUCAUCAUUAUUACUGUUAAACACCUACUAUGGGCCAGGUACACAUAAUGGGUAUAUAAAGACAGAAAUGAAACAGUUCCUACCCUCCAAGCCACAGAUAAGGAUGUACAAAACCUAGGGAUAAAGCCUAGACCUGUUAUUUAUAGGUGCAGGAGCUCAUGGUGACCAACUUACUAAACUAGGCUGGUUGGCACCUUCUCUGCAGUGUAGAGUCCUAAAGAACUGCCUAGACCCACUCAAGUAGAAACGGAGGCCACUCGGUAGUCCUUGAGGAUCCCUGCAGGCUGGAUUGAGUUCUUAAAUAUAAUGUUAUAUGCAUAUUACUGUAUUUAGUUACAUUUUCCCCAGUUACAUUUGAAUCUGGUUGGGGCAGCACUCGGCAGUGUCAUGGGCCUCAUGCAGCCCAGGUGCCCAAAACCUCUCACCUGGAGUUGUCCUGCCCAGGGUCACACAGUCAGAUCACUUUGUGUCAGUCAGAUGAUGCAGCACUUGAACCCGGAUCUUCCUGGCUCCAGGGCCAGCUCUCUCUCUCUCUCCCCAUUCAGCUAAAUAUACCCAAUACAUAACAGAUAAUUACAAAGUAAUGGGAGAGGCUGAGCACCUUAAGAUGGAGGAGAUCAGGAAAGGGGGGGCCACACAGUUAAUUUAGCAGCAGAUCCGAGUCCCUAGAUGCAUCCCCCGGCUCCAGACGCAGAGCUCUUCUUAAGCUGUUGGGUACUUCUGUGAAGUCCUUAGAUCUCAAAGGCCAGUGCAGAUGUCACUGCUCUCAUUGGACAACUCCUUGGGAAGAUAACUUGGUGUCAGAGGUGACUGUGUAAUGGAGUCAAGGAGGGAGGAGGUUCAGUUACCCAGUGACUGGGGACACUCAUCAAAUCCUCCUGAUCAGAAGAUGCCUCUUACUCAAAAGCAACACAGUACACUGGAAAGGGUGGAGAAUCUUGGAGUCAAGAGGCCUGGGUUUGAAUCCACCCUCUGGUACUUCCUAGCAGUGUCAUCAUAAUAAAAGUUCUUGUCCUUG
Messenger RNA from Dromiciops gliroides (monito del monte), 3504 nucleotides. It is a transcript of the gene SFRP5, whose product is annotated as secreted frizzled related protein 5. Gene Ontology annotation, molecular function: Wnt-protein binding. The transcript has 3 exons. Lineage: Eukaryota; Metazoa; Chordata; Mammalia; Microbiotheria; Microbiotheriidae. Gene Ontology annotation, biological process: negative regulation of canonical Wnt signaling pathway; canonical Wnt signaling pathway; non-canonical Wnt signaling pathway. Bases 122 to 1081 code for a protein of 319 amino acids. The record is from RefSeq and is a predicted model, not a curated record.